AACCCUAACCCUCUCUCUCUUCCACACUGACUCGCCCUCAUUUACUCACUGCCUCCUGUUUUCACACUUCUACUUCUUGUUUCUUUGUAUUUUUUCACACCCUCUCUCUCUCUCUGUUUUCCAAAAGCUUAGCGAAAAAAAAGCCGAGGGGAUUUAAGUGAGAAAGCGAAUUGGUUUUUUUUUUUGGAAAGUUUGUGUCUUUGCCGAAGUCUUUUAAUUCACUCCUUCAUUUCCAACCAUGGCUUCAAUAUCCACAAGUACUGCUACUUCCAUUAGUGGAGCUCCACCACCCUUUUACUUUGACGAGAAGUGGAAAUUGUCAAAGAAAGAAGGUUCUUCAAGAAGCCGAUCUUCCACAGCAGCAACAACAGCAACUAGUGCCACUACUCCUUUCAUGAAGAAUAGUUCUACUUCUUCUUCUUCUUCUUCUUCCUCACACAGAAGGUGUUCUUUCUCAAGAAAGUGUGCUAGGCUUGUGAAGGAACAAAGAGCAAGGUUCUACAUCGUGAGGCGCUGCGUGACUAUGCUCAUUUGCUGGAGAGAGUAUAGCGAUUCUUAAAGAAAUGAGUUUUAUAGAGGGAAAGAGAGAGAUGGCUCUCUAGAGGGACUAAACAAAGAAAGUUCACUCUUUUUUCUCAUGCCUCUCUCUCUUUUUCCUCUUUUCUUUCUAUGAGAUCGUUAUUGGGUAAAGCAAAAAAACACCCAGUUUAAAGUUUUUCUUGGCGUCCAAGAAGGAAGAGGAAGAGAAAGAUAUAUACUUGUACAUAAAUUUUUUUUUUUUCACUUUUUUGUUUUUUUUUUUUUUUUUUUGGGGUUAGACUCUUUUUGGGGGCUCUGAAUCUCCUUCGAAGGAGACGGGUUCGUGAUGUUGCUGUUAAUUAAUUCUACUGUUUAUCUGUCUGGAAAUAGAGACUUUAAAUUCAGAAGAGAAUCAAAAUUAGCUUUCAGCAA
Messenger RNA from Quercus robur (English oak), 951 nucleotides. RefSeq names its product small polypeptide DEVIL 11-like. The transcript has a single exon. Gene Ontology annotation, biological process: negative regulation of cell population proliferation. The coding region runs from base 239 to 559 and encodes 106 amino acids. NCBI's taxonomy places the organism in Eukaryota, Viridiplantae, Streptophyta, Magnoliopsida, Fagales, Fagaceae. The record is from RefSeq and is a predicted model, not a curated record.